Oncorhynchus tshawytscha (Chinook salmon) is the source of this 2860-nucleotide messenger RNA. Its product is annotated as transmembrane protein 200A-like. Lineage: Eukaryota; Metazoa; Chordata; Actinopteri; Salmoniformes; Salmonidae. The record is from RefSeq and is a predicted model, not a curated record. The coding region runs from base 454 to 1803 and encodes 449 amino acids. The transcript is spliced from 2 exons.
AGCCUACUCAAAUGCUCAAUUUCUACGGAGGAGCAGUGCGCAUCGCACCAGGGUUCGUGAAGGAAAGGAGGCGCCAAGGAAAAGUAGCAGUGGGAAUUCGGUCCGUUUUGUGAGGGGGCGGUCGCAUGUAGCGUAAAUUUUGGUCUAAGGCUUUUGAAAAUGCCUAUUUCCCUGCAGUAACAAACGACAACGAUAUAGGCUAUAGAAACUUACUGAAUAAGAGACGGAGCACAUAUUAGACUGCGAGCAACAGAACCACGCACAUCCUUGAUCCUUCCGUUUUGGAUUUAAACUACAGGCAAAUUAAAUUGCUUGACGGAUAUCACAAUAUUUUAAAGCUAUAUGAGGGAACAAACCAAACGAUACUGUAUCGACAUGUGUCGGGGGACAAUGAAUACAACCGAAGAAUACGGCAUCAAAGUGUUCCGAUAGGGCACUGGACCGAGCCGCACCAUGAAGACCCAGAAGGCCGGGGACCCCGGGGGCCAGACACCAAGCUCUCCUUCCCCACGCCAACGGAUGUCUGGUUUCAGCCUGCGGGGUCGGAAGAAGGAGGGCCUGAUCCGCGGCGAGCUGCGCAUCCACUCCAUGCCAGGAGCCUUCCUGGUGCUAGGGGUCAUCGUGGUGGUGGUGGGCACGGCCCUGGCAGUGGCUGGGUACUGGCCCUACCGGACCCAGCGUUCCCAGCUGCUAGGAGUUGGACAACAAGGCUCUGGUUCUGUAGAUGGGGCAGGAGGAGUUAGAGGUAGGGGUGUCUCUGAACCCCAGUCAUCCGGUUGGAACCUGGGGGCUAAGAGCCUCCUGACCACGGCCAGUCUGAUCCACAGUGAACGGAUGAAGCUCCUGGGACCAGUCAUCAUGGGCGUGGGGCUGUUCAUACUCAUCUGUGCCAACACGGUGCUGUAUGAGAACCGCGACAGGGAGACCCAGAUGCUGCUGGCCCAAAUGCGAAGCGUCAUCUGCUCAGUGUCGGCGGCCGUGCCCUCGGCCGAUCUCUCAGACAUGUCAGCAGCCAACUCCAUGGCCAGACACUACCAGUGGGUGAGCAGUCUGCCUGCCACCCACCUUAACAUCCUCUAUCUGCAGCAGCUGGCCAGCUCAGAGCCCCUGCUGCAGACGACCAGAGACAGCAGAGAGGAGGAGGAGAGGGCAACUGACUGUAUGUACCAGCAGGCCACCGUACAGACGGAGGCUCUACACCACCAGGACUCAGCCUCUACCCCUUCCCUCCACUCCUCCCACUCCAACUCAUGCAACUCCAGCAAGAUGGGCUUCAACACGGGGAGGGACGGUGGUGGUGGUGGGCCAAGGGUAGGGGGCUUCAGCCCGGACCCCCAGCCCGCUCACCUCUUUAAGCUCAACAACUGUCUGGUGUCAGCCAGCUCCCUGUCCACUCUGGGAGUCGACGACUGGGAGAGGUCGGAGGUCACAGCCACGCUGCCCAGGCGCUCCCACAGUCUGAGCUACAGGACUAACCCAGGCCCUCAUGGGCCGCAGACUGUAAAAUGCCAACAGGAAGGGGCCAUACGACCCUGGGGACCUGGGGCAGACCCAGAGGGAGUGCGGAGUGAGCCCAGCUCAGACGUGUAUGUGAACAUGGUUGGGUGUGGAGGUGUGGAGCCCCCGGAGCUCACCCCCGUAGAGGAGCAGAGGCACCGCAGCUGGCCCCGGUUAGACCUGGGCUGUGCCCGCAGGUACCUGAAGCUGGACAAUAAGGAGGACUCGGUGGACAGACUACUAGACCAGUUGGAGCAGCAGUGUUCUCAGUGGGAUAACAGUUUCGGCUCAGGGCCUUUCCAGUGAGAGCCAGUAAAGGUCCCGUAUCAGGGUCCUCUGUCUGUUUUUUAAAAGCAGCUUAUGAAGAAAGAUCCUUGUGGAUGCUGAUAUAUCCACAACUAGGAGUAGGAGCUUUUUCCAUUGGAUCAUAACACUGUUUUCACUGACUCCUGAAACCGAGAAGGGAGGCCAUAACAGAAACCGUCCCAAGUGAAAUCCAGUUGAUGUAUGGAGCGGAUUUCCUCUCUCUCGGGAAACACAGUACAGUGUUGAGCGGCUCCCAAAUCUGAAGAGACAAACCUUUAGAAACCUUGUUUCUCGGACUUGCCAUGGCGUGGAUAUAUAAACACAAGUGUUGGAGGACUGCAGAUGAAUUGGAUCAGCUUGGCAGACAUCAUUAUUUAAGAGGGGAACAAUACACAUACUGUCAAAUAUGAGUUUGAAAGAUUUGCCAGUCUGUUUACUGGGUGGCAGUUAGGCUUGGCACUUGGUAGUAAUGUGGAGGAAUCAAUUUGUCUUUCAUUGCCAAAGCGCUGCUUGUUUUCAGGACACAGCAAGCACAUCCGAAUGUGGGAGGUAGAACCCCAUUCUAAUGAGGGACCGUCUACACUUUGCAAUCAAUUUAAAAACCAAACAACUGUAACCUGGUGAGCGCAAGAUGUGCUAAUGACAACACCUAGUCAAAUAAAAUAUAUGUCCGUAGAAGACCAAAACAGGUGCAUGAUGAUAGAGAUGUCAUGUGUAAUCUACAUCUACAUAGUUAUGCAGAAUAAUGGUUGUGUAUUGGCUGUGUAUCAGAACAAGAGAGAGUCAAUAAUAGGUUGGUUAACACUUUAUUUAAAUGGUACGUACAUAAGGACUUCAUAACACAUGAAUAAACAGUACAUAAGCAUGUAUUAAGUAUUAUGUAUGGCUUAUGAAUGUGUAAUAAAUCCCUUAUGUAGGUACCCUUCAACUACUAUGUUGUCCGUUUACUGUAGUUCUAUUGGUUAUUACCGAGGUUGUGUACCAAAUGACACCCUACUUCCUAUAUAGCGCACUACUUUAGACCAGAGCCCUAUUCCCUAUAUAGUGCACUACUUUA